Molecule: messenger RNA, 2286 nt
Organism: Aspergillus ochraceoroseus IBT 24754
Lineage: Eukaryota; Fungi; Ascomycota; Eurotiomycetes; Eurotiales; Aspergillaceae
Exons: 8
Coding region: 1-2286 (761 amino acids)
Biological process (GO): proteasome-mediated ubiquitin-dependent protein catabolic process
Cellular component (GO): GID complex
Molecular function (GO): protein binding
Source: RefSeq, a predicted model, not a curated record
AUGUUCCUGGUUCAGAUGAUGGGGAUCUCUGAAAUGUUUUCCCUCUGCUUUGUUGUCGCAGCUGAGUCAGAAGUCUUCGAUCUGGCAAACAUCCCUCCUUCUUACACACCCUCCUCCGCUCCCGACCACCCUAACCUUCCUAUCCCCCUCGACCCGACGCCGUCACACCCGAGCCCCGAUUCCGCUUCGGGCGGCACCCCAUCAUCAACCCACCAGGAGUCUAUUCUUCGCCGUGGUAUUCCUGGUGCCGCUGAACCUUCGUCCUCGUCCCUGCGUCGACGCCGUCGUAGUUUAUCGAGCACGUCCGAAUCCGCCUCUGUGGGGACAGGCAGUCGUGUGGGAGGCUAUACGGCUAGAGAAGCCGGGUUUCAGGAACAAUCCACAGUCCAAGCGUCCCGUGCACCGUCGGAGGGCUAUUUCCCAUCUUCUAAGCGCAGGCGCCUGGCAAAUAUGCGACCUGAUGGUAUUUCUAGCACCAACGGCUCCUCCCAAGUGUCAAAGGGCUCGGUGGCCUCUCCUUCACAGAAGACGGCUCUCCACACUCUAAAUGGCCAAGCGACUUAUGCCGCUCCAAACGGCGAGUUCCAAACGAAUGGAUCCCAGAAGCUCUCUCUGAAUGCGCCAUAUUUUGGCCACGACCGUGAAGAACUGACCAGGAUCCUUAUCCAAAGUCUCUACGAGCUUGGGUACAGUGGAUCGGCGGCGCUAUUGAGCAAGGAAAGUGGGUAUCAACUAGAAAGCCCAGCAGUCACAAUAUUCAGACAUGCGGUGCUUGAAGGACGAUGGACCGAGGCAGAACGCAUACUAGUUCAAUCCUUUUACCCCCCUGGACAUGGCCGAGCUCGCAGCGGCGCAGACCAAACAGCAAGCAAGGAAAACCUGAUCCUGAUGGACAGCGCGGACAAGAAUGAAAUGCUCUUUUAUCUUCGACAACAAAAGUUCCUCGAAUUGCUCGAUGCUCGCAAUCUCGCUGCAGCGCUCAUGGUUCUUCGUCAUGAAUUAACACCGUUAAACUAUGAUAUCGGGCGCUUACAUGCUCUUUCAAGUCUCCUCAUGUGUCCUCCGGAGCACCUUCAUGACCAAGCCGGCUGGGACGGCCCUAUCGGGUCUUCCCGAGAGCGUUUGCUAGCUGAACUAUCUAAGUCAAUUUCUCCUUCGGUCAUGAUUCCAGAUAACCGCCUAGCUACAUUGCUUGAUCACGUCAAGCAAAAUCAAAUUAACCAGUGCUUGUACCAUAAUACCGCAGCUUCCCCGUCUCUCUACUCAGAUCACAUGUGUGACAGGAAUGAUUUCCCCCUGGGAACCAAACUUGAGCUUAAUCAGCAUUCAGAUGAGGUUUGGCACUGUCAAUUUUCUCACGAUGGAACGAAACUAGUUACCGCGGGUCGGGACAAUAGUGUGAUUAUCUACGAUACAAGCACAUUCGCUGUACUUCAUAAACUCAUGGAGCAUGAAGCGGGAGUUGCUCACGCAGUUUGGAGCCCAGACGACUCCAAGUUGAUUACAUGUUCACAGGAUAGGACGGCGCGUGUUUGGAGUGCCGAGACUGGCCGUUGCCUUUUGACAAUCAACCACCAUCGUCAACCAGUGACAGCUGCAGUCUGGGCUCCUGAUGGAGAGUCGUUCGUAACUGCCUCUCUUGAUGUGAGCUCCCAAUUGUGUCACUGGAGCAUUCGUGGACAACCGUUGCACAUGUGGCCGGGAGGGUUUCGAGUCCAGGAUUGUGCCAUUACUCCUGACGGCCGACGCCUGAUUGCGGUCGAUGUGGACAAGAAAAUCCGCGUUUUCAACUUUAUCACUCACGAGGAAGAAUAUACUCUUCCACUAAAGAGCAAAGCAACUUCGAUUGUUGUCAGCAGGGAUUCGCGCCAGAUGCUUGUCAACCUCACAGAAUGCCAAAUCCAGUUGAUCGACAUCGACACGACAGAGGUGAUUCGCCGCUUUCAAGGCCAAAAGCAAAGCAUGUAUAUCAUCCGAAGUACUUUUGGGGGCGCUGCAGAAAACUUUGUCGUCAGUGGGAGUGAAGAUUCCCGGAUCUAUGUUUGGCAUAAAGAGAAUGGAACUCUUGUUGAAACCUUGGAUGGACAUGUUUCAGGAUGCGUAAAUGCGAUCUCAUGGAACCCUGCUGAUCCCGGCAUGUUUGCAUCUGCCGGAGAUGACUGUUUGGUAAAGAUCUGGACUCGGGAACGGGACAUACACCCUACUGGUACACCCGGGAAACACCGAGCAGUAUCGGGAAAUAGCUAUGCGCGAACCAGUGCACUACGAUCAACGUCGAGCUUUUAG